Messenger RNA from Sinocyclocheilus rhinocerous, 8666 nucleotides. RefSeq names its product neurogenic locus notch homolog protein 1-like. The coding region runs from base 4 to 7416 and encodes 2470 amino acids. The transcript has 33 exons. Lineage: Eukaryota; Metazoa; Chordata; Actinopteri; Cypriniformes; Cyprinidae. The record is from RefSeq and is a predicted model, not a curated record. Gene Ontology annotation, biological process: cell differentiation; multicellular organism development; regulation of DNA-templated transcription. Gene Ontology annotation, molecular function: signaling receptor activity; protein binding; calcium ion binding. Gene Ontology annotation, cellular component: plasma membrane; cell surface; signaling receptor complex.
CCUAUGUUUCUAGGCCUGGAAUGUUCAGAAAAAUGCCAAAACGGUGGUACAUGUGAACCUACUGCAGAUGGGAGAGGAGAAUGCAGGUGUCCUGAGCCGUUUGCCGGCACAGCGUGCCAGUUCCGCAACCCUUGCUUCCAGUCCCCGUGCAGAAAUGGCGGCGUGUGCCGUUUGAUUACUUCUGUCAACAAGGUGGACUUUGUGUGCAACUGCAGCCUGGGCUACUCGGAUCGACUGUGUCUCACUCCCACCAAUAAUGUGUGCCUUAGCUCCCCAUGCCGAAACGGAGGCACGUGUGAACUCACCAGCAUCCACACUUACAAGUGUAAAUGUCCACCAGGCUGGUCAGGUAAGAACUGCCAUCAAGCUGAUCCUUGUGCCUCAAAUCCUUGUGCCAAUGGCGGUAAGUGUAGUCCCUUUGAUUCCGACUACAUCUGCCACUGCACGCCCUUCUUCUCAGGCCAAACCUGCAAACAAGACGUCAACGAGUGUGCCCAGAGUCCCUCUCCUUGCAAGAAUGGUGGCGUGUGUGAGAAUGAGGUGGGCACGUAUCGCUGCAACUGCCCUGCAGAGUACACUGGGAGACAUUGCGAGACCCUCUAUCAGCCCUGUAACCCUUCACCAUGCUACCACGGAGGCACUUGCGUCCAGAAGGGAGAGACGAGCUAUGAGUGCUCCUGCUUGCCAGGAUUUAGUGGUCGGAACUGUGAGGAGAACAUUGAUGACUGUCCAGACCAUCGCUGCCUUAAUGGAGGGACCUGUGUGGAUGGAGUGAACACCUACAAUUGCCAAUGCAAGCCAGAGUGGACAGGUCAGUUCUGUACCGAAGACGUCAACGAGUGCGAUUUGAUGCCCAAUUCCUGCCAGAAUGGUGGUACAUGCUUGAAUACACAGGGUGGAUACAACUGUGUGUGUGUGAACGGCUGGACAGGGGACGACUGCAGCGAGAACAUCGAUGACUGCGCAGAUGCAGCCUGCCACGUAGGAGCCACAUGUCAUGAUCGGGUGGCCUCCUUCCUGUGUGAAUGCCCUCAUGGGCGCACAGGUCUGUUGUGUCACCUGGAUGAUGCUUGCAUUAGUAACCCAUGUCAGAAAGGCUCCAACUGUGACACCAAUCCAGUCAACGGCAAGGCCAUCUGUACCUGUCCUCUGGGUUACGUUGGUCCAGCCUGUGACCAAGAUGUUGACGAAUGCUCGCUGGGUGCAAACCCUUGCGAACAUGCUGGAAAGUGUAUAAACACAAAAGGUUCCUUCCAGUGUAAAUGUCUGCAGGGAUAUGUGGGAGCUCGAUGUGAACUGGACAUAAACGAGUGCAUGUCCAACCCAUGCCAGAAUGACGCUACCUGUUUGGAUCAAAUCGGAGGCUUCCAUUGCAUCUGUAUGCAAGGGUACGAGGGAGUCUUCUGUCAGAUCAAUACUGAUGAGUGUGUUUUCACGGGUGCAAACCAGAGGAAUCUUUGUAUUGACCACCUCCCCUUUCCUCUCGUCUCCCUCUCAGGAUUCUCGGGUAGCCAGUGCCAGUUCGACAUCGACGAGUGCGCUAGCACCCCCUGUAAAAAUGGGGCCAAGUGUAUUGAUGGGCCCAACAUGUACACCUGUCAGUGCUCUGAAGGAUACACAGGGCAGCACUGUGAAACAGAUGUAGAUGAGUGUCUAUCCAACCCAUGUCAUUAUGGCACCUGUAAAGAUGGCCUGGCAUCAUUCACCUGUUUAUGUCGUGCGGGUUUUAUGGGCCGUCUGUGUGAGAUCAACAUUAAUGAGUGUCUCAGUCAGCCAUGCCAAAAUGGAGGCACCUGCCAAGACCGUGAGAAUGCCUACUUAUGCAUCUGCCCUAAAGGAACCGCAGGUGCUAACUGUGAGGUUAACCUAGACGACUGUCAAAGCAAUCCCUGCGAUUUUGGAAGAUGCAUUGACAAGAUAAAUGGCUACGAGUGUGCCUGUGAACCAGGAUACACAGGGAAAAUGUGUAACAUCAACAUUGAUGAAUGUGCCAUCAACCCCUGUCACAAUGGUGGAACCUGCGUUGAUGGAGUCAAUGGCUUUACAUGUCUGUGCAGAGAGGGGUAUCAUGACACCACCUGCCAAUCACAGCUCAACGAAUGCCUUAGCAACCCCUGUAUUCAUGGACACUGUGAAGACAAAGUCAAUGGAUAUAACUGUAUUUGUGACUCCGGCUGGAGUGGUGUCAACUGUGACAUCAAUAACAAUGAGUGUGAGUCCAAUCCCUGUAUGAAUGGAGGCACCUGUAAGGACAUGACCAGCGGCUACGUCUGCACAUGCCGCGCUGGCUUCAGCGGUCCCAACUGCCAAACAAAUAUCAAUGAAUGUGCCUCCAACCCUUGCUUGAAUCAAGGAACCUGUAUUGAUGACAUGGCUGGAUACAAAUGCAACUGUUUGCUGCCUUACACUGGCGAGAACUGUGAAACCCUGUUGGCCCCGUGCAGCCCUAAACCCUGUAAGAAUGGAGGCAUAUGUAAGGAGUCCGAAGACUACGAGAGCUUCUCUUGUGUGUGUCCUGAAGGAUGGCAAGGCCAAACAUGUGAAGUGGACAUCAACGAAUGUGUCAAAAACCCUUGCCGAAAUGAUGCCGUCUGUCAAAACUCUAUUGGCAGCUACAAAUGCAGCUGCAAAUCAGGCUACACGGGCCGCAACUGUGAGACAGACAUUGACGAUUGCAAGCCCAACCCUUGCAGUAAUGGUGGCUUCUGUAAAGAUGCUGUGAACGCCUUCACUUGCACCUGCCUACCAGGUUUCCGGGGCAGCAAAUGUGAGGAGGACAUUAAUGAAUGUGACAGUAACCCAUGUAAACAUGGUGCGAACUGCACUGAUUGUGUGAACAGUUACACCUGUACCUGUCCUCCUGGAUUCAGUGGGAUUCACUGUGAGAACAACACACCUGACUGUACUGAGAGCUCUUGUUUUAAUGGUGGCACAUGUGUGGAUGGCAUCAACAGCUUCACGUGCCUGUGCCCAUCGGGGUUCACUGGAAACUACUGCCAGCAUGACAUCAACGAGUGCGACUCCAGACCCUGCAUGAAUGGAGGCACCUGUCAGGACAGCUAUGGCACAUACAAGUGCACCUGCCCUCAGGGAUACCAUGGCCUUAACUGCCAGGAGCUGGUGAACUGGUGUAAGCCGUCUCCCUGUAAGAAUGGAGGUAUCUGCAGACAGAGCGGCACUAGGUACAGCUGCCAGUGUCAGACGGGCUGGACUGGUUUAUACUGUGACGUCCCCAGCGUUUCCUGCGAGGUGGCCGCCAAACAGCAAGGUGUAGAGGUGGCCCGGCUGUGUCGUAACUCUGGCCAGUGUCUGGACGCUGGAAACACACACUAUUGUCACUGUCAGGCCGGAUACACAGGCAGCUACUGUGAGGAGCAGGUGGAUGAAUGCAUUCCCAAUCCUUGCCAGAAUGGAGCAACCUGCACCGACUACCUGGGCGGCUAUUCCUGUGAAUGCGUGCCAGGUUAUCAUGGAGUGAACUGCUCUGAUGAGAUCAAUGAGUGUCUGUCUCAGCCCUGCCAGAACGGAGGCACAUGCAUCGACCUGAUCAAUACCUACAAAUGCUCCUGUCCCCGGGGAACACAAGGUGUGCACUGUGAAAUCAACAUUGACGACUGCACACCCUUCACCGACCCCAUCACCCAAGAACCCAAAUGCUUUAACCAGGGCCGCUGUGUGGACCGUGUGGGCGGGUACCACUGCAUCUGCCUAGCCGGAUAUGUGGGGGAACGCUGUGAGGGUGACGUCAAUGAAUGCUUGUCCAACCCUUGUGACCCCCGUGGCACGCACAGCUGCAUCCAGCUCACGAACAACUACCGCUGCGAUUGUCGCACAGGAUAUACAGGUCAGCGCUGUGACAAAGUGUUUGAUGGCUGUAAGGGGAAACCUUGCCGUAAUGGAGGCACCUGCGCUGUGGCUAGUAACACUCCUCAUGGCUUCAUCUGCAAAUGUCCACCGGGUUUUACAGGCUCAACUUGUGAGUAUGAUGCUCAUGCCUGUGGUAGUCUCCAUUGUAAAAAUGGCGGUACAUGCAUUUCUGGUCACAAGAGCCCCAAAUGCCUGUGUACCCCUGCCUUCACUGGUCCUGAGUGCCAGUAUCCCACUGAGGGUCACUGCACAACCAAUCCAUGCUACAAUGGAGGCACGUGCGAGUAUAUCUCAGAGGCCCCAUACUACCACUGCAUCUGUCCUACCGGCUUCAAUGGCCUCUUCUGCCACAUCCUGGACUACAGCUUCCCAGGUGGCCCUGCUCGAUAUAUCACACCUGCUCCAGAAGUGACAGUGAGAUGCGAGAUAGCAGAGUGUGAAUACAAGAAAGGCAAUAAGAUCUGUGACAGCACAUGUAAUAAUUACGCCUGCGACUGGGAUGGAGGGGACUGCUCUCUGAACUUCAAUGCCCCGUGGCAGAACUGUUCGGCCGCGCUGCAGUGCUGGCGCUAUUUUAAUAACGGGAAGUGUGAUGAACAGUGUCACAAUGCUGGAUGCCUCUAUGACGGAUUUGACUGCCAGAGACUGGAGGGCCAGUGCAAUCCACUCUACGACCAGUAUUGCAAAGACCACUAUGCAGAUGGCCACUGUGACCAGGGCUGCAAUAAUGCAGAGUGUGAAUGGGACGGCCUGGACUGUGCCAGCAACAUACCCGAGAAGUUAGCUGCUGGACUCCUGGUUUUGGUGGUCCACAUUUUGCCUGAACAGCUCCGAAACAACUCCUUUGGAUUUCUGCGGGAGCUCAGCCGAGUGCUCCACACCAACGUCGUUUUCCGGCGCGACAACAAGGGAGAGGAAAUGAUCUACCCAUAUUACGGCAACGAGCAGGAGCUGAGAAAGCACAACAUCAAACGAUCACUAGAUGGCUGGAGCGAUGCUUCUAGCAACGUCUUGAGCUCCGUAAAAAGCAUUAUUUACAAUAUAGCGGUGGAAGGAGGGAGAAAACGCAGAGAACUGGACGAGAUGCAGAUCAAAGGCUCGGUGGUAUAUUUGGAGAUUGACAACCGCCAAUGCUACCAACAAACCUCUGAGUGCUUCCAGAGUGCAAACGAUGUGGCGGCUUUCCUCGGAGCCCUGGCUUCCAGCGGCAGUCUGAAUAUGCCUUACGUAAUCGAGGCCGUCACAAGUAAGAUUGAUGGACCGCCAGCCAUAGAGCUCUAUCCAGUCUACGUGGUUCUGGCAGGACUGGCACUGCUGGCCUUUGUCGCCGUGGGAAUGGUCGCCUCCCGUAAACGCCGCCGCGAACACGGUCAACUCUGGUUUCCGGAGGGUUUCAAGACCAGCGAGCCCAGCAAGAAGAAGAGGAGGGAGCCGGUCGGCGAAGACUCUGUUGGUCUGAGGCCACUUAAGAACUGUUCAGACACUUCAUUAAUGGAUGACAACCAGAAUGAAUGGGCAGAAGAAGAACCAUCAGACACGAAACGCUUCAGGUCAGAAGAGCAGGCGAUGCUUGAUUUAGACGAUCAGCCAGAUCACCGGCAGUGGACGCAGCAGCACUUGGACGCAGCUGAUCUACGCAUCCCAUCCAUCGCUCCCACACCCCCUCAGGGCGAGAUAGAGAACGACUGCAUGGAUGUCAAUGCCCGAGGACCAGAUGGCUUUACUCCACUAAUGAUUGCAUCCUGUAGUGGAGGAGGACUAGAAACAGGAAACAGCGAGGAAGAGGAGGAUGCUUCAGCCAACGUCAUCAAUGACUUCAUCUACCAAGGUGCCAACCUUCACAACCAGACAGACCGUACGGGUGAGACCUCCCUACACCUGGCUGCCCGCUAUGCCCGCUCAGAUGCUGCAAAAAGGCUCCUGGAGGCCAGUGCAGAUGCCAACAUCCAGGACAAUAUGGGACGGACUCCAUUACAUGCUGCUGUGGCUGCAGAUGCACAAGGGGUCUUCCAGAUUUUGAUACGGAACCGUGCCACAGACCUGGAUGCCCGCAUGCAUGAUGGCACCACACCUCUGAUACUGGCAGCAAGACUUGCAGUCGAGGGCAUGGUGGAGGAACUCAUCAACUGCCAUGCUGAUGUCAAUGCCAUUGAUGAUUCUGGUAAAUCUGCACUUCACUGGGCAGCAGCUGUGAACAACGUAGAUGCAGCGAUGGUAUUGCUUAAGAACGGGGCAAAUAAAGAUAUGCAGAACAAUAAGGAGGAGACUCCUCUAUUCUUGGCGGCAAGAGAAGGAAGUUACGAGACUGCUAAAGUUCUUCUCGAGCAUUUCGCUAAUCGGGAGAUCACAGACCAUAUGGAUCGGCUCCCGCGGGAUAUCGCUCAGGACAGAAUGCAUCACGACAUCGUGCGGCUCAACGACGAAUACAACCUGGUCCGCAGCCCUCCCAUGCACAGCGCCCCCCUCUGCACCACCCUCUCCCCGCCUCUCUGCUCCCCCAACGCCUUCAUGGGUAGCAUGAAGCCCUCCGUACAUAGUAAAAAACCCCGCAAGCCAAGCACAAAAGGCAUCGGUUGCAAAGAUAUGAAAGUCAAAAGGAAGAAGGCACAGGAUGGAAAGGGAAACUUACAAGACAGCUCAGCCGUGCUCUCGCCAGUCGAUUCGUUGGAGUCGCCUCACGGGUACAUAUCUGAUGUCGCCUCCCCACCCCUGAUGACAUCACCUUUCCAGCAAUCACCCUCCAUGUCGCUUAAUCACUUACAGGGUAUCUCAGACACCCACAUGGGCGUCAACCACCUGGGGAUGGGCAACAAGCAAGAACUGGCCCAUAUACAGUUCGAUCCGUUACCCCCACGUCUCACCCAUCUUCCAGUGACCGGAUCUAACGGCUCUAACAUCAUGAACGGCCAAUGCGAAUGGCUCGGGCGGAUGCACAAUAGCAUGGGUCUGCAAAAUCAAUUCGGAGCCAUGAGGAACGCCUCAGGUCAGGCCAACCUUCACCAAUCUGGCCUGAUGACGUCUCUUCACAACGGCCGUCCCGCCACGCUGUCUCAGAUGAUGAACUAUCAAAGCCUGCAGAACACUCACCUCACCACACAGCCGCAUCUAAUGAUGCAGCAGAACAUGCAACAGAGACAGCAGCAGACGAUCGUCCAGCUGCAGCACCAGAGCUCCAAUCCACCCAGCGGCGUGAGCCAAAACUUACUCGGCGGCGAAUUGGGUGGACCGGAGCUCCAGCAGAGCAUCCACACCAUCAUCCCCCAGGAGACCCAGCUGCUGAACCCAUCCUCUCUGGGCCCCAGCAUGGCGGGAACGCAGUUCCUGACGCCACCUUCCCAGCACAGUCACUCAGCCCCAAUGGACACCAACACCCCCAGCCACCAACUCCAAGGGCCUGACCACCCAUUCCUCACGCCGUCUCCGGGUUCACCGGACCAGUGGUCCAGUUCAUCGCCUCAUUCCAACAUGUCUGACUGGUCGGAGGGCAUUUCCAGCCCGCCCACCAGCAUGCAGUCGCAAAUCGGACACAUACCGGAGCAGUUCAAGUAAAAAAAAAAAAUUGAAGGCACCAGAAGCCUGCUUACUGAAGGUCUUUUAUAUGCUCUUGUACUAACCAUAUAUUUUUUUAAUUUAUUGGUAUUUUGUUAUUUAUACUUUUUUCACCAUUCAUUUUGAAAUUUGGGCAAAAGAAAUUAUCUUAAAAAUAAUAUACUCGAAUGUACACACUGGGUAUUUAUUGGUCUUAUUUCAGUUGAUCGGCCUUCAUUUUUGUUUGAUUAAUUAUACCUAAUAUUGUAAAAACGCAAAGUUCUUGUACGGGCAUUUUAGCGAGCAUGUUUUUAUACAACAAACUUCAGUGUUAAAAGUAGAUUUAUGUUGUUUGAACCAUGCUGCUUUUCCAUUAUUAGAAGAUGAAUGAUUGAAUUUGUUUCAUGUUUUUUCUGAUAUUUGUUAUGGUUAAGUUCUCAUCAUUUUUAUUAUUUUUUUAUUUUGUGCUACAAGGUUUAUACUACAAUUAAGUAGUGGUAUUAUAAUUGAACAUUUGUAUAGUUCAAAGAGAUUUGCUUUCUUUCUCUCUCUCUUGUAUAUUAAAUUCCUGCAAAAGCAGAUUUCUAAACGUCCACUGUAAGUGUGGAUGUGAAAGUGAGGAUCUGAGCUACUUACAAGAAAUGAUAUUGACUUGUAUGAAACAGGUGCCAAUAUCACGUUCUCUGUAUCUUUUUCCUCCAAUUUUGUAGAACUGGUCACGUGGCCAAAAGUGUCUGGGGUUUUAUGGAGGUGUUUCAAAUUGAACUUCUCUUUGCUGUACUUCAGUUUUGUAUCUUCGUUUGAGCCUAUGGCUAAUGUAUAUAGAUAUAUUGUAUGCGUUUGUUAUGUAAACAGGAUUUUGUUUCAGAAAUCUUAAGUGUGCCAUGAAAGUUUUAAAUAUUUUAAUGCUACGUAGUUGUUUUCUAUCAUAUGCAGAACGUAUAUUUUUUUUCUCAGUAUCACUGGGGUAGAGACUAUAAGAAAUGUAUACACACAAAUGAUUAGAGGAUAUGACAUACAGAAUAACAUAAUUAGAUGAUUUAUGACUCACUAUUUGUUGACCACCAAUAGUUUUCCACAAAAUUACAAAAAUAAGGUCCCAUAAAGGGAUGAGGUGGUGUCAUAUAUCCUCUUUAAGCCAUCAGUACUUCCAAGUGCAUCAGAUUUGAACAGCACUGAGUAUAACACAUCUGUAAAUGUUACCUAUCUGCAAAUGUGUAGUUUACAUGCAGAGUAUUUUGUCAGUUCUACUGUCUGUACAAGUUUCUUUG